Molecule: messenger RNA, 645 nt
Organism: Didymodactylos carnosus
Lineage: Eukaryota; Metazoa; Rotifera; Eurotatoria; Philodinida; Philodinidae
Source: the annotation of a GenBank genome assembly
AUGUUUACAUUAUUUUCAGGUUUCGCCAAUGAAGAACUGUUGGAUGAAAUAUUAUUUUUAACCGUAGCUGCUGUUGAAACAACUUCAACAGCAUUGUCAUGGUUCAUUUUCUAUAUGAGUAAAUAUCCGCAUGUUCAACAAAAAAUCAAACAAGAACUAUUAGCAAAUAAUAUAACAAAACGAACAUAUCUGACCUCUGAGACAGUCGAUAAACUUGUCUAUGUUGAUUGUGUUUUAAAAGAGUUAUUCAGAUUUGCUCCAAAUGUGGAUAUAACAGUUAGAACGGUGAUAGAGGAAGAUGAAAUUGAAAAUGUUAAACUAAACAAAGGUGACACUAUAUUUAUUUCAUUUUCUAAUAUACAUAAAGAUAAACGUUAUUGGAAUAUAGAUCCAAAUCAGUUUUUGCCGGAGCGAUUCUUAAAUGAAGAUAAAAAUCAUUCUCCAUAUGCUCUUCUUCCAUUUGGUGGCGGUCAUCGUCAAUGCCCCGGUCAAGAUUUCGCUCGUUUGGAAUUGAAGAUAAUUAUAUCACGCCUUAUGCAAUUCGUCACAUUUACUGAUGGAGGAGAAAAAACAAAUAAGGGUGGGUACAAACAACGGUUUACGGUUACACCACAACAAAUGGCUGUUCAUAUUAGUUUCGAUUGA